Molecule: messenger RNA, 3536 nt
Organism: Danio rerio (zebrafish)
Lineage: Eukaryota; Metazoa; Chordata; Actinopteri; Cypriniformes; Danionidae
Gene: limk2
Product: LIM domain kinase 2
Cellular component (GO): centrosome; spindle
Molecular function (GO): ATP binding; nucleotide binding; protein kinase activity
Source: RefSeq, marked provisional
CUUGCCUGGAAAAUUGACGAAACCCUGUUUCUCCGUUAAAUCAGAGCUGGAUUUAGGCUGCGGUUCUUACACAUGGAUCAGAAACGGAGCAUCGUUGAUGUGCACCGUGUGAACGUCAGGCUUUUCAGGACCAGCAUGUGAGCUUGAACAAAUAUAAUUAAAUCAGAUCGGGGAGGACAUGGAUGAACGAGAAGAUGUGACGGAGCGCGCGUGCACGGGCUGUGGCGGGAGGAUUCAGGACGCUUUUCAUGUGAAGGUUCUUCAAGACGCCUGGCACAACUCAUGCUUUCAGUGUUCUGUCUGCUUUGAUCUCCUGACCAACUGGUACUUUGAGAAAGAGGGGAGGCUGUUCUGUCACAAACACUACUGCGAGAAGUUUGGGGAAUUGUGCCAUGGCUGCUCACUGCUUAUGACGGGACCUGCCAUGGUGGCAGGAGACUAUAAAUACCACCCCGAAUGCUUUGUGUGUUUGAGCUGCAGGGUGGUGAUUGAAGAUAGAGACACCUAUGCCUUAGUGGAACGUACAAAACUUUACUGUGGUAAAUGCUACAAGCAGGUGGUCCUGACACCAGUGUUGGAGAAGCGGGGUUUGGCUGACUCUCCAUCAGACCUGCUCCCUCACACAGUGACUCUGGUGUCCAUGCCUGCUGCCACCAAUGGCAAAAGAGGCUUCUCUGUCAGCGUGAUUAGAGACUGCACCAGUGCCAUUGCCAGCGUCCAGGUUAAAGAGGUCAGAGGGAUGCAUAUUAGUCCUGAGGUUCGGAAUGCCAUCCAUGUUGGGGACCGAAUCCUGGAGAUCAAUGGACUCCCAGUGACAUCCCUGAUAGAGGAAGAGGUGGAGGACCUCAUCCAUCGGACCAGUCAGACACUGCAGCUGCUAAUGGAAUAUGAUCCAGUCAGACAGCGUCUGGACCGACUCCGUCUGGGCUCUCCCCGCAAUAAGCUGGGUGUCCCUGUAGUGUCUCGUAUGAGACUCUCCUCACCAGUAGAUGCUGAGAUUGAACGGAGUGACACAGUGGACAAUGGGACGUUAAAGAGGAGGUCCCUCAGACGUAGCAACAGCAUCUGCAAGUCUCCAGUCUCUUCAUCUCCCAAGGACCAUCUAGUUCUGACUCGAGAUAUCGGCCGCUCUGAAUCUCUCCGCUCUCCUUCCAGCUGCUCUCACCGCAUCUUCCGUCCCUGUGACCUCAUCCAUGGAGAAAUCCUUGGCAAAGGCUUCUUUGGACAGGCCAUUAAGGUGACCCAUAAAGCCACUGGUGAGGUGAUGGUCAUGAAAGAGCUGAUCCGCUGUGAUGAAGAGACACAGAAAACGUUCCUAAAGGAGGUAAAAGUGAUGAGAAGUCUUGAUCACACACACGUUUUGAAGUUCAUCGGGGUUUUGUACAAGGACAAGCGUCUUAAUCUGAUAACAGAGUUCAUUGAGGGAGGCACUCUUAAGGAUUUCAUCCGAGACACGGACUCAUUCCCAUGGGAACAGAGAGUUAGUUUUGCAAAGAGCAUUGCAUCUGGAAUGGCAUAUCUGCAUUCAAUGAGCAUCAUACAUCGAGAUCUCAACUCUCACAAUUGCCUGGUCAAACUGGACAACACCGUCGUGGUGGCAGAUUUUGGUUUAUCUCGGUUAAUCAUGGAGGACAAAGUAAAGCAGCCUCCCCCGGACAAACCAACUAAUAAGAAAAGGCUGUUUAGACGCAUUGAUCGCAAGAAACGCUACACGGUGGUGGGGAACCCUUACUGGAUGGCCCCAGAGAUGCUCAAUGGUAAACGCUACGACGAGAAGGUGGAUAUUUUCUCCUUUGGCAUUGUACUCUGUGAGAUUAUUGGUCAGGUUUAUGCAGAUCCCGAGUGUCUUCCAAGAACACUGGAUUUUGGGCUGAAUGUGCGAACGUUCAUCGAGAAGUUUCUUCCUGAGCACUGUCCUCCUGCUUUCUUUGCAUUGGCUGUGGCCUGUUGUGACCUCACUCCUGACAACCGGCCUGCUUUUCAAAAGCUGGAGGACUGUUUCGAGGCAUUAACUUUCAAUCAGGAGUUGAACAUCCCUCUACCUGCUGAACUGGACGAACUUCAGCAGAAGUUUUUAAGGACUUAUGGACCCAGUGAAAUCGCCUCUGAAAACCAGGAAAACAACAGGAACUAAUCCAAUGGCAGCGCAGGCCGAGCUGGAAACUUUUUUGUUUUGUUGAUAAGUUUACAGAACUGGAGAGCAUUUACCUUGUAUUGGCAUACUGGGAACAUGCUGAUGCUGACGUUCCUUUGGAGAUCUCUCAUGUCAUGUAGAACUUUGAGGGCAUUCUUGAACUGAAGGUUCUGUUGAGGGAACGGGUACAUUUCAGUGAGCUUCAGCUUCUUUCUGAUGGAGUUUUUUUUUCCCUUUUUCGGUCUACUUUUGUAACUAGCAGGUCUAACUAAUUGAUGAUUUAACCAGGUAACUGCAACCAUUAAGAGUGCCUGUCAUUAGAUGAGUUCUGAUCGAUUGUUCUGAUGAAGUAAUAUCAGAAAUAGUGUGGUGUCAUCUACUUAAACAAUGAUGUUUGACUAUAUAAUUAAAAAAAAAGUUUGUUUGGUGAAUCUAAUGAAACUAGUCCAAAAUAUGUCACAUUUCACCCCAGAAUGCAAAUUCAUUAUCUGUUAAAAUUUAAAAGUCUAAACGCACAAUAAUAAUUAUUGAGGAAAUGUACUUAAUUGUCACAAAUAAUACAGUGAAAAUAAAGGCUGAAAUGUGACGGUCAUGUUUGAACCUCUUCUCUUCAUAAGUUUUUGUUGACUAUUUUUUUUAUUUUUUAAUUUUUAAAUGACCUAAACUGUAGGAAUGUAAAUGACUUGUUGUUCCACACUGCCCUCUGCAGGUGCCUUUGUGCACUCAACCCUUGUUGGUUUCAGUACCACAAGCACUUGAGGUCCUGUUACUCUUUAAUACGAAGACCGUGACAAAACUGUUACGAAAUGAAGUAACAAGUUUCUGAGUUUUGAUUUGGUUUCAUAUGUGUGGUGGUUUCUCAGAAAUGCUUUGUGUUUUUCAUAUUGUAGCUCAUUUUUGGUACAUCAGCUAUAUGAGAACUGGAGUUGUCUAUUCCUCUGUCAAGGACUCACCUUGUAAAUAUACCUUGGCAGGGAGUAAAAACAAAUAUUCUGUAUCUAAACUUCUCUGGAGUUGAAGUGAAAUGAUAAGUGAGAUCGUAAUGCUGGAUCCUGACUGGCCGUUUCAAUGAUUUCUCAUAAGUGAAACAGGCUGUAAUCAAAAUAAAUCUGAACAAGUGACGUUUUGUGAGGAUGUUUGGAGAAAAAAAAACGAAUGUCAUCCUCACUUUGAUCACAGGUGUUUAAUUUAAAACUGGAUAUAUUUUUCAUGUUUGUAAAGAUUUGUUGCCAAAUGUGGAUGUGUAGUUUGCAUAUGUUUGUAGAAUGUGAAAAGCUGUAUAAAGAUGUUUUUUCUUAGUCUUAUCUGUCAAUGGUACUGACAUGUAUAAAAAUAUAACCACUACUUGUAUGCCACAGGAUUUACACGUAUGUUUCAUGAAUAAAGACGAGUUAGUAAUGGC